GACACCCCUGAUUGGAAAUCUGCGCCGUCUGACGUCACUAAAGCAGUGCGCGCGGACUAGUCAUCCCCUCCACUACGCGAGAGAGCGCGCGCCUCCGUCUCGAAUGCGGGGGAUCCAGAUGCGCGCCCGUGCGCGGCACAGCUAUUCCGGUUAGAGCUCGGAUUCCAGGAGAAGAGCGAUACACGCUCAAAAUCCAAGACGAGCUGCGGAAGGAGGCGAGAGGCAAGAAAGCUGCAGUGGGAGUAAAAUAAAUAAACAAAGAAAGAAAUCAUACUAAUAAUAUUAACUGCAUCACCCCGGGAAUACUCGGAUGUAAAAAUCGAGCGCGCGUGAUCUUGUUUAAUUCGGCUGGAAUUAUGAGGAUGGACGCGCAGCUUGGAAUUACCGGAGCUUUAAGAUUGUGAACUAGUGUGGACCUCUCUUAACCUCCUGCUCUUGCCAUUUUGUGCAUUGACGGAUUUUUUAAUUUUUUUUUAAUUUAUGUCUUUUCUUAUUUUUUAAGUCUCUCUCUCUCUCUCUCUCUCUCUCUCUCUCUCUCUCUCUCUCUCUCUCUCUCUCACUCACUCACACACACACACACACACACACACACACACACACACACACACACAUAUAUUUAUAUAUGUAUAUAUUUUCUCCCCCCCCCAAUGUCGUGAGUCCUCCGGUAUUUUUCUAUGCUUUCAUAUCCCGCGUGACCGAAGCCCGGUGGGCGGAUGGAUGGUGAAAAGCUUCACUCCGGCACUGAGAAGCUGCUCGAUCUUGCGAACUGAGGCGCGUCAUGGACGGUGAACUUCGUUCGUACCUAAAAAAAGCAUCCGGCACUGUCGAAUAACUGCUGCUGGAAGAGAUCAGUUCCAGACCAGCAGAUUUAAUGGAACUAUAAAGACAAGACAAGAAGGUUUGUUUAAAAGUAGGCACCAUCUCAGUGGACAUGAUGCAGGCUGACCAAGGACAAAUGACAUAGGAUGAACACUGCUGCCCAGCUGUGUCUGUGUUUGCUGUCAUCCCUUCUCACCCUGGCCUGGGUGGCAGUGCCGCUGUGCCAGGCUUCCCCCUGCUCCUCCCUUGUGGCAGGGGUGCUUUACGGCUCCUUCUCCCUCAGGGACCUUUUCCCCGGCCCACACGGCCUGAGAACUGGCUGCUCGUGGACUGUGGAGAACCCCGAUCCGACCAAGUACACCCUCUACUUCCGCUUCAACCGCCAUGCCGGCUUUUGCCUAGCUUUUUCACCGCUAGUGUUGCCCCUGGACCACUACCUCGCCAACCAGACAUGUGGACAGGCGCAGCCCGACCCGGAAUCCGUAGAGCCAUGCCAGGUACCUGGUCCUCAUGCUUUCCUACAAUUUGAUAAGAACUUUGUGCAGUUGUGCCUCGCUGCAGAGACCAAACAAGAUUCAGAUGACGUAAAGGGACCUUUGUCUGUUGAAACGCUGGACUUCAGGCUUGUAGAAGUUCUGCUCAUCAACAAUGAGAAUUCCAGCCAGUUUACAUGUGGCGUGCUGUGCCGCUGGUUUGAGGAGUGCCUCCGUUCUGGCUCUGGUAGAGAGAGUGAAGGCUGUGGAAUCACCCAAACUGGAUGUGUGUGCCCUAACGCUGGGCCUCCAGUGCCAAUACUGCCCGCUACCCCCCACAACCAAUCUCUGGACCCCAGUGCCAGUGUGCUGCUGCCACCCACUGAUGACUGCUGCGUUACCCAACUGCAUGGCAAGAAUGGUAUCUCCAACAUUGCACCCAGAGAUGUUCACCAAGACUUUAACGAUGAUGAGCAGAAGGUCAAGACCCAGAGGCCAAGAUCAGCUGACCAGCCAGGAGUGUUCCAAGCCCAAACAGGUGAUCCAGCAGCCGAGGAGUGGUCUCAGUGGAGUGUGUGUUCGUUGACGUGUGGGCAGGGUUGGCAGGUGCGUACUCGCUCCUGUGUGUCCUCUCCAUAUGGCACACUGUGCAGCGGGCCGCUGAGGGAGACGCGCCUUUGUAACAACACUGCCACCUGCCCAGGUGAGCCACAGCAUCAAGCAGUGCGUGGCCUGUGGGAGGAAUGGUCUGCAUGGAGUCUGUGCUCGGUCUCCUGCGGCCGGGGCUCUCGGACUCGGGACAGGAGCUGUGCGGGCCCUGAACACCGAGCCGAGGCAUGCCCAGGUCCUGAUGUGCAGAGCAAACUCUGCUACAUAGCUGUGUGCCCUGUGGAGGGGCAGUGGUUGGAUUGGGCUCCUUGGUCUCCUUGUUCAGUAUCAUGUGGAACUGGCAGUCAGCAGAGGCAGCGGCGCUGCAGUGUGUCUGUACAUGGCUGGGCCGAGUGUAAAGGUCCGCACUCAGAAACGAGGGAGUGCACUAACCGGCCUUGCGAUGGGGGUGGAAACUGGGGAGCGUGGAACCAGUGGAGUCAGUGCUCAAAGACGUGCGAUUCAGGUUGGCAGCGCCGAUUUCGGAUGUGUGAAGGCACAGGAAUCCAGAAUUACCCCUGCGAUGGCUCAGGGGAGGAAGUGCGCUCAUGCAACGACAAGAAGUGCCCAGCACCUCAUGAGAUAUGCAAGGAUGAGUACCAAGGUUUAAUGACAUGGAAGAGAGCUUCAGCUGGAGAGACGGUCUACAACAAAUGUCCAUCAAAUGCCACUGGAUCUGCUAGUCGUCGAUGUUUGCUGGACGCUAAUGGAGUUGCUUACUGGGGUCCUCCGAGCUUCGCCCGAUGCAUCUCACUUGAAUAUAGAUAUUUACAUUUAUCUUUACGAGAGCAUCUUGCGAAGGGUCAGAGGACCCUGGCAGGGGAGGGCAUGUCUCAGAUCGUGAGGAGUCUCCUGGAGUUAAUGUCCCGCCACAGCUAUUAUAGCGGUGACCUCUUAUUCUCUGUGGAGAUUCUCCGAAAUGUGACGGACACCUUCAAGCGAGCAACCUACAUCCCAGCUCCCGACGACGUGCAGAAAUUUUUCCAGAUAGUCAGCUUAAUGUUGGACAUGGACAAUCUUCAAAAAUGGGAAGACGCCCACCAGGUCUCUCCAGGAGCCAUACUGCUAAUGCGAGUUGUGGAAGACUUCAUUCAUCUCAUCGGUGAAGCGCAAAAGCCAUUCCAAAGCUUUCUUGCUGUCACCACUAACCUCAUAAUCAAUAUCCAACGAGAGCCAGUAUCAGCUGUCUCCAGCGACAUUAACUUCCCUAUGAAGGGAAGGAGGGGGAUGAAGGACUGGGCACGCUCAGCAGAAGACAAGCUCUUCAUCCCUAAAGAAGUCUUCAGUCUGUCUUCUGAUGAAUCGGAUGAGGCUUCGUACUUUGUAAUUGGAGCCAUUCUUUACCGCACCCUCGGCUUUAUUCUACCACCACCGAAAGACCCUUUGGUGAUCAGUUCAAAGAUUUUAAGUGUCACAGUGCGGCCUCUACCCAAACCCACCGAGCCAGUAGUAGUAGUGGAACUGGCACCUCUGCUAAAUGGCACAUCACAGCCGCAAUGUGUUGUGUGGGACCACACCAGCCCUGAGGCUGGUGAGGAAAACUGGGACGCAGAAGGCUGCAAAACACUCCCGUCACCCGCAGUCCACACUAAAUGUCUCUGCAGCAAAAUUUCCACCUUUGCAGUGUUAGCAGAGAAAGCUAAAGACCCGGAUAUGGGACCAUCUAGCUUGCCCUCAGUACCACUCAUGGUGGGCUGUGGGGUGUCCUGCAUGGCUUUGUUCAUCUUGCUGGUCAUCUAUGCUGCCUCCUGGAGGUACAUUCGCUCUGAGAGGUCCAUCAUAUUGGUGAACUUCUGUCUGUCCAUACUGGCCUCUAACAUACUUAUACUAGUGGGACAGUCUCAGACACUCAGCAAGGGACUGUGCACUGUGACUGCUGCCUUUCUCCAUUUCUUCUUUCUGGCCUCUUUCUGCUGGGUUCUAACAGAGGCAUGGCAGUCUUACCUUGCUGUCGUUGGCAAGAUUAGGACACGCCUCAUUCGCAAGCGUUUCCUGUGCCUGGGUUGGGGUUUGCCAGCCCUUGUUGUUGCUGUAUCUGUAGGAUUUACCAGAGCUAGAGGCUACGGCACACCAAACUACUGCUGGUUAUCUCUGGAAGGAGGUCUGCUUUAUGCAUUUGUUGGUCCAGCAGCUGUCAUUGUUUUGGUCAACAUGCUUAUUGGGAUUGUGGUCUUCAACAAGCUCAUGUCCAGAGAUGGGAUCUCAGACAAAUCUAAAAAGCAAAGAGCGGGUCCGUCGCUGGAGGCGCGUAGCAGACUGCUCCUCCAGUGCUCCAAGUGUGGUGUGAUCUCCAGCACCGCUCUGUCCGGCUCCACCGCCAGCAGCGCCAUGACAUCAUUGUGGAGCUCAUGCGUUGUUCUGCCGUUGCUGGCACUCACGUGGAUGUCUGCAGUGUUAGCCAUCACAGAUCGGCGCUCCACACUCUUCCAGGUGCUCUUUGCAGUCUUCGACUCAGUCCAAGGCUUCGUCAUCAUCACUGUUCACUGUGCUAUGAGGCGAGAGGUACAGGAUGCUGUGCGCUGUAGGAUGGGUGGAUGUAAGGACGACAGUGAAAAUUCGCCCGACUCCUGCAAAAACGGCCAGGUGCAGAUCAUGACCGAUUUUGAGAAAGACGUGGACUUGGCAUGUCAAACAGAGAGAGGACAUCCAUUCAUCUUCAAGGAGGUGAACACAUGCAACCCAGCUAGCAUCACAGGCACACUGUCACGCAUUUCCCUGGACGAUGAGGACGAUCCCAAGUUAGCUACCCAUCAAGAAGGCAUCAACUUUAGCAGUCUGCCUGGCAACAUCCCCCCGCCCAACCUCUUGGCUCAAGUGCCAACUCUGGGCACAUUGAAUGAGCUCAACGAGACGCCCCGGAAAAAGGAGGUCAAUGUGGAACAGCAGGGGCAGCACCAACGUUCUGCACCAGUCUACCUGUGCACAGAGAGUGCAUUGAGUUGGGCACGGCCAUCUACUGCUGCCACUGACCCAGCAAGCGGUGUAGGGGGUGGCGAAGGGGACUACAUGGUGUUACCACGGCGGACGGUCAGCCUCAAGCCCAAACUGAUACAGGAAAAUGAAAAACCUCUCAAUAUCAGCGUAGAAGACCCACCUUUUCCUCCACCCCCUUCACCCAUGACCCUUCACCCGGCCGAGAGCGAGCCAUUCCCAGCAGACUUUGCCACUGUGGACCAUGUUGGUGUAGGUCUGCACCGAUCCUAUGGACCUGUUAAGCAAGUACCCAGCCUCGCCAGUGCCCACACACUGCAAGUGAAACAAAGCCGGCCAUCCAUCAGGCAGAUCUUCACUUCCGGCAAGGCAGAACGCACCAGGACCCUGCCCCGCAAUUUGGGCAGUGCCAAUGCCAAUGUCUCAGCUGGCUCCCUAGAAAGGAAAAGAGUACGAUACUCUGAGCUGGACUUUGAGAAAGUGAUGCACACUCGCAAAAGACACUCAGAGCUCUACCAUGAACUCAACCACUCCACCAAGUUCCACACCAUAGAUAGGUAUAGCAGGGACCCUGCCGUGACCAUGUUUAAGAGGGAAAAGCAGCGAAGCAUUUCAUCUGCCAGUGGUGAAAAGAACUCGCAGAAUGACAAGGCCACAGCAGAUGAGCAGCAAUCCUGGGGCAGCUUUAAGACAAUGACAACUGAGCCGUCAUCUGGCUCCGGCGGACAAAAAAUGGAUCGAGUGGAGCUGCACAGUAAAUCCUGGGACACUUCCUCUGCAAACACUCCUGACACAUCCGAAGGAGACUUCCAGACUGAAGUUUGAGGAAACACACACAGAAAGGACACACGCAUAAAUGGAAUGAGAUUUACCAAAAGGAAAAUCUAUAAAAGGAUUAUACAUUUGUUUACGAGAAUAGACCAUUAAAAAAAAAGACUCUAUAUUUUCACAUGGACACUUUCAGUGAACGAAACUGGGGCUCAGAGAGUAUAUGGGAGAAUUUUUAACAAACUGUUUCUGAAAUGUCUUGAUUUUACUCUGGAAAGGAUUCUCUUUCACAUAUUUGGAAAUUUGGAAACAAAUAUUUCUGCACCAUCCUUUUUAUAGCGAUUUAAAAAAAAAAAAAAAAAGCCCCCUUACUCAUGUUUCACACACAUGAUCGGCACCGUCAAGUUUUGUUCGACCUUUAUGUCCUGUCUUUGUUAAUAAAUGACUCUCUCUGUUUUUGUGGGAAGGGGGAGAUUUAACGUGAUUCAUUAAUAGGAUCAAGAAUCAAACCUCUUUUGAACGUUGUCACUUUUAUUUAGAUUUUCCAAACAUUGUUUAAUUCAUUUGCUUAAACAGUGGAAGAUAUAUAUA
This is a messenger RNA of Ictalurus punctatus (channel catfish), 6230 nucleotides long. It is a transcript of the gene adgrb2, whose product is annotated as adhesion G protein-coupled receptor B2. Gene Ontology annotation, cellular component: plasma membrane. The transcript is spliced from 34 exons. Lineage: Eukaryota; Metazoa; Chordata; Actinopteri; Siluriformes; Ictaluridae. Gene Ontology annotation, molecular function: G protein-coupled receptor activity. The record is from RefSeq and is a predicted model, not a curated record. Bases 966 to 5696 code for a protein of 1576 amino acids. Gene Ontology annotation, biological process: adenylate cyclase-activating G protein-coupled receptor signaling pathway; negative regulation of angiogenesis; peripheral nervous system development.